Messenger RNA from Lepisosteus oculatus (spotted gar), 6509 nucleotides. The record is from RefSeq and is a predicted model, not a curated record. Lineage: Eukaryota; Metazoa; Chordata; Actinopteri; Semionotiformes; Lepisosteidae.
UUUCAGGUGUGGGAGCUCAGCGACAUUGACAGAGAUGGGAUGUUGGACCGGGAUGAAUUUGCAGUGGCCAUGUACCUGGUGUAUCGAGCGCUGGAGAAGGAACCUGUGCCAAUGUCCCUUCCUGCCCCCUUGGUGCCGCCGUCCAAAAGAAAGAAACCAGCUGUGCCUCCUGUGGUGCCCCUGCUGCCCUCGCCUCCCUCCGUCAAAGACAGUCGCCACUCCAUGACAGGGCCCAAGACUCUGCCCCCUAAGGCCCCCACUGUACAGUGGGUUGUGUCACCAGCAGAUAAAGCCAAGUAUGAUGACACAUUUAUGAAGACUGACAAGGACAAGGAUGGGCUGGUUUCUGGCCCUGAGGUGCGCGAUAUCUUUCUGAAGACUGGUCUGCCCUCUGCCACCCUUGCAAAAAUUUGGGAGCUGUGUGACACCAGUGAUGCGGGGAAGCUGAACAAAGAGCAGUUCGCUCUGGCGUUGUACCUGAUCAACCAGAAACUUGCCAAGGGGAUCGACCCUCCCCAGGCCUUGACUCCUGAAAUGCUUCCUCCAUCGGACAGACUUUUGCAGCAGGGCACAUUGAGUAGCCUGGCAGCUGACUUCUCUGCCAUCAAAGAGCUGGACUCUUUGAGCAAUGAGAUCAUCGACCUCCAGAGGGAGAAAACCACUGUGGAACAGGAGAUCAAGGAGAAGGAGGAGAGCAUCAAACAGAAGACCAGUGAAGUACAGGACUUGCAGGAUGAAGUGCAGCGGGAAAGUGGGGAGCUACAGAAGUUGCAGGCCCAGCGGCAGGAGAUCCAGGAGGUGCUGGGUAAGCUGGACCAGCAGAAAGAAGCUCUGGAAGAGCAGCUGGGGAAGAUCCGCCAGCAGUGCACGCAGGAGAGCGAGCUGAUCUCCAAACUGCAAACGGAGCGUGUGGAUCAGGAGAGGAAGAUCUCUCGAUACGAGGAGGAGCUGGCCCAGGCGCACGAGCAGCUGCGACAGCUGCAGCUGGAGACGGCGCAGCUGGAGGAGAAAGUGGAGGCCAGCAAGGCCCAGCUCAGCCCCCUGGAGGAGUCGCUCCACAGCUCGCAGCAGGAAGUCUCCAAGGUUCAGCAGAAACUGUUGGAGCUAAAGGAGAUGGAGAGGGACUCCAGGAGCCAGACGAGCUGGAGACAGCACCUGGUGGGGCCACUGGUAAAUGGCACGUCGGAGGAGGAGGUGCCGAAGACCCCUGAGGAGGACCCCGCAGUCCUUGAGGACAUCUACAGCAGCAUCCCCAGUACCUUGAAGCAGGACACUCCGGAAAGGAGCAGCCCUUUCUCGUUGGCUGAAAACACAACAGAAGAAAAAGAGGAACUCCCAGAGGACAGUCCUCCCAAGCCACAGGAGGAAUCUCCUGAAGUACAGAAAAGGCCAGAGCCCUCACAGUCCAACCCCUCCACCGAGAGCGGACUGGACUUCUUCCAGUCGGAUCCCUUCACGGACAAUGACCCAUUCAAAGAUGAUCCAUUUACAAAGGUGGACGUUUCAGACCCAUUCGGUGAAGACCCAUUCAAAGGCACGGACCCCUUCGCUGCAGACUCCUUCUUCAAGCAGCCGUCGGCUGACCCCUUUGCCACGGCCGACCCGUUCAGUGGGGCCCCAGGCAACCCCCCCGAGGCCGAUCCCUUCAGCUCCAAGAUGAGCAGCACCGCAGAAGCCGACCCCUUCACGAGCUCCACCGGCGGUCCAGAGCUGGCCAAGAUGGAGACAACCCUGGUCAAUGACCCCUUUGCUCCAGGAGGGACUGCAGUAACCACAGGUUCUGACCCAGACCCCUUUGCCUCUGUGUUUGGCAGUGACACUUUUGGAGGUGGAUUUGCUGAUUUUAGCAACCUGUCAAAGUCCAAUGGCUCAGAUCCUUUCAGCUCUGAUGUCUUGAGCAGUAAGAACCUAUUUCAGGAGGACAGAAUGACGAGUCCAGAUGUGCCGCCUGCCCUGCCCCCCAAGACGGGGACCCCCACCAGGCCCCCGCCGCCUCCGCCAGGGAAGCGGUCCUCCAUUUCCAGAUCUGAGUCCUCGGACUCCUUCCAUCGGAAAGGUUCCUUCCUGUCUCGGGGAUCCGGAGACAGCUCUCGGUCCCAGGAGGAGAAAUUGCAGGACCCUUUCUCCCCGUCCUCUCCCAGACAGACUCUGAAGGACCCUGACAGCUUCGCCAGCUUUGACAAAUAUCCCACGGAGGAGGACAUGAUUGAGUGGGUGAAGCGGGAAAGCGAGAGGGAGGAGAAGGAGCGCCUGGCCCGGCUGACCCAACAGGAGCAGGAGGACCUGGAGCUGGCCAUCGCACUCAGCAAGUCGGAGCUUUCCUGAGGGGGGGGGGACCCCCGAUCCCACCUGCUAACCAACCACCCCCCCCCCCCCCCGCCAUGGGCCCGGCCGGAAAAGAUUUUUAAAAGAAGAAGGCAAAGAUACUUGGCGCCACCUCAGCACGGAGAGAUUUCAGAUCCCCUGGGGUUUAUUGUGUCUGGAUUUACUUUCUUUUGGUUUGACGUGUACCAACCUCCUUGUCUGUGGGAGACGAGAGACAGGCUGGGGGGGAGGGUCAGUUAAUUUUUAGGCCAGUUUGGAGAUGGUAAGGUUCCCUGCAUUAUGGCCUGACACAGACAAUCCAUUUCCUCACAGAACCCUAGUGUGUGUAUAUAUCAUAUAUAUACCCACAUAUAUAAAAGCUAUUUUUGUGUUUCUGAGGGCGGGUGGACACCUCCAGAGGGAAUUCGCAUUUUGACGGCCCUCUCUCCCCCUUUGCAGUCUUGGAGCAGCGGGUGAAAAUUGUUUCGUCUUCUGAAACUUAGAGCCACAAACUUCAGAUUACACAAAACUACAGAGAUACAGUAUCUGCAUAAGCACCAUUAUAUCUCCUUUUGCCUGCCAGUGUCUGAUGUGCACCCACAAAUCUUCUGUAACUAUAACGGAAGCUAAUUUUUCCUCUGCAUUUGUAUUAAAUCUCAACUAAGCAGUUUUGAACCCUGUGCAUCAUUCAAUUGGCAGUUUUAGAAAAACCCAUUUACAGCUAUUUCCAGAUACAGCUUCCUUUCUUUUUGUUUAAACUCUCAAGCCUACGACUAGGAUUUUGUGCUGAAUCUGUUUUUUUCUUCUAACCUAUGGAGGGGGAUCAACCUUUUAGACCUCUUACUCUUGUCAACUUAAUAUUCAUGUCUACCUAUUGUAUCUAAUGUACUGUGGAUGAACUUGCUCAAUGAUUGGGUGCUAAAAUGAUGAUUGUUGGCCAAUAGCAGGGUGAGGAUGUGAGGCUCUGUGGCCAGUGAAUGAAUGCUGGAGAGUUUCAGCCAAUACAGUGGGACUCUGUAGAAGGGAUUAGCACCAAUAUCUUACAUGAGUAUAACUCCAGCCAUCGCUACGGUGUUCUGGGAUCUCAUGAGACUUUUUAGACUGGAAAAACUUGAUCAUUACAAUGGAGAAAAAUGCAUUCCUUUCCAGUGCAUGUGAAAGCCAGUUAACAUAAGGCUACUUUCUGGCUGCUGCUCAUGAAGCAUAUACCCUGAAGUGGCAAUAUGAAGUUUCCUCCAAUACCCAGAUGUAACCUCACACUGCCCUUAUUAAAACAUCUUUGUAUAUAAUCACGUGCUUCAUGAAUGUCUGGAUGUUUUUUAUUAUGUUUUUGAUAUUGGUUGCCAUCAAAAGACUUAUUGAUUAAAGGGAGCCUCAGGAUGAUGGUGUGAUAGUUUUUUAGGGCACAUCUAAAAAACCAAUAACUGUCACCUGGGAAGUCACCAUUUAAUAAACUGAGCUUCUAAUUUUACAUGGGAACCUUGUUCUCCUACAAGUAUAAGCACACUACAGUAGAGCUUCCCCUAACGUAUCUUGAGGCAGGCUUCAUCUUGCCUUUGUUUGUUAAAUUAAUGGGUUAGAAAGCCCUUGAUAAAAAAAAGAUAAAGAUUUCUGGGUGUGAGUGUGGUUGGUAUGAUGGCAAAGGGUGUGACUUCUGUUUCAUGCUUUAUGAAUUUGGUGCUUCGAUGCAUUUUGAUGGGAAAACAAUGUAUCCACUAUUCUGUGCAUAUGGAAAAAAAAAAUUAAUUCCACUUGAUUUUAAGUUUUGGUACAAAUCGUAGCAAGAUGCUCAUCUUUUGACAGUUGCUUUCUCUCUCUGCUGCUAGGGUUUACAGUGCCUGUCGUGUACAAGCUGAGUAAUGCGCCAGAAUGGUACACUGAUGGUGGAGCACAGAGAGCUCAUGCAUGAUCAAUAGGAGUCCCUUUUUCAGCCUGGCCACUUCUUUUAAUAUCUGUUGAAUUAUGUGUUCUGUACUUUGAGGAGAAGAAUGUGUGUAUGAAGGGAAAAUGCCCUUUUAUUUUUCAUUUACAUAAAGCACUUCAAAAUGCACAAUAUCGAUGGCUAUUUUUACAUGCAAAGAAAGGACUAAUGGAACAGAGUGGGGAAUUGACAAUACGAGUCCACGUAAAGAGCAGUCAGAGCCGUUUCAGGGUUCAUACAUGCUGCAAGCUUGUGUUUAUAAUGUAUAUUAUUUAACUUUAGAACUUCCAAGCACAGGGACUGGAUAAUUCAGGAUUCUCCGUUAUUGCCUAUUUCCAAAGGAGUUCGGGCUGCAGUCUGUCUCUUGUGGCAUGUGAUUCCAAGAGACCCGAAGGGCAACGCUUUGAGAUGCUUUUUUUUUAGCUGUGCUAGCUUUUACAAUAUUUAAUAGUCCAAUUUAAGUAAAUUAAAGACAAGCGGCAGUAGAAGUAGCCCCUUGCUUGUUUAGCCGCUUCUGCUCAGCUCAGAUGCAAGACGUUGUGACCCAAGUGAAAAGCUGCUGUAGGUCUGCUGUGAACUGUGUUUGGAGGGGGACGGAGGUAACUCGCUUUCUUCAUCUCUGCAGUCAUUUCUCCUGAGCCCUGCAAUGGCUUCUUUGGGUUUUUCACCAUUAGUUUCUUCUUGCCUUUCACUGCAAGCAAUGUUCUGCAUCCACUAAACAACAUUUUACUGUCUUGUUGUUGUUGUUCUACAUAAUGGAGAGGUUACUGGCUCUAGACACAGUUCGUGUGUCUCUACUUUGUAGGGUUGGCAAUUUAUCUACAGUAUGUGGCUCUCUGUAACUUCCCUCUUUAUAACCUGCUUUGGUAACCAUAGUAAUAACAGACCUAUCAGUGGAAUGCUCUGAAGUGUGGUUUUGAAAACAUGACAUCCCAAAAAAAUUUUAGAAGAUUUUGUAAAGACCUAAAUGGCUUUACUUUCAAUUAUUUUUUUUAUUUAAAUGUUACACUGAAUGUAAGGUUCAAAACUGGAAACAGAUUUAGGAAUCAAGGAUGUUUUAGAUUUUGGUAGGAUCGAAGGAUGGUGGUUAGUUGGGGGUUAUUUUUUCUGAAAUUGUCAGCUUUUUGUUCAUGCAUGCCUCACUCUUGGGUUUUGUUUUCUGUGCCAACAUUGUAUUCCAACAAAAUGGCGGCUCCUGAGAAGACUUCUUAAAGUUGACUUAGAGGGGAAAUGGAAAUUUCAUUGAUUUCUGCCACAGGACAGAAUUAACCUCCUGUUAUUGACAGCAGGUGUUGCUAAUUUAUUUAAGAAUUUUCUUUGCCAAUACUUUGUUGUUCUCAGUUUGUGUUUAUAGUGGUUUUCUGAAAUACUGUUUUCUGAACCUGCAUGCCAAACAACCUGAACAAUGCAGUGUACAGUACGGAGCAAGAAAAAAAUGCAGGAAAAUAAUCAAAUUCAAGGACUUGAAUACAGUGUUAUGAGAUGAAUGGUAGCAUCCAUUAUCAGCCUUUCAAUUUUCAGGAGUUUACCACAUUUUUGUGUUUAUCGGGGGGAAAAAAAUGUGAUGCCCUCAUCUUUACUUUUGAGAAGUGCAAUAAUACAUUGCUAAGCCUUAUUAAAUGUCUCAUUUCACAUCAACACUUAAUACAAUUUCUUCAAUUCAAAUGUAGACAUGAUUGGAAAGUUCUGAAGCAAUUUUUAUCUGAUUUCUUCCUCAUUGUAAAAUGCUGUCCCUACGAUUUCUAUAGAUUGAGUGUUUGCAGUCAAAAAAAAUGAGAAGGUUGUGAUUUUAAGACGUGGAGAAAGGGCUGGCGAAAGGAGUUGUAUUGCAGUAUAUUCAGCACUGGACUGCUCUGUAGAGGCUUCAGCUGUGAAGCUAAUAUAAGAGAAAAUCCAGCAGUAACUAUUCAAACCUGUACAUGAAAAGUAAUUUAUCACUACACUAAAAUCAAUCCUGAAUGAACCCUAAAGCCCAGCUUAAGUUCUCAAGCUCUUCUGUGGCGUCCUCCAAAUCAAUCCUCAUUGUAAAUACCACAGAACUGCUUUCUCCAUUUAAAGACAGUUCUUUCCUUCAGCUCAUCUUGUUAAAGUCUCUUGUUACUAUUGCUCAUGUGAAUUGUAUAGGCUCCUCACUCAUUUAAAACCACUGAUAUAUGUUAAAUAGGCUAUCAAUAGACUUUUUAAAACUGUCAUUUUGUUUUUCUUAAUGGAAAUAUCUUCAGCUGUUCAAAUAUGCCGAUUAUAACCUGUAAUUAAUUAAAAUAAAUAUAAAUCUUAAACAGAA